Suillus paluster is the source of this 1404-nucleotide messenger RNA. RefSeq lists its product as uncharacterized. Bases 1 to 1404 code for a protein of 467 amino acids. NCBI's taxonomy places the organism in Eukaryota, Fungi, Basidiomycota, Agaricomycetes, Boletales, Suillaceae. The transcript is spliced from 4 exons. The record is from RefSeq and is a predicted model, not a curated record.
AUGCCGCUUACCAACGAUGAAAUUGCAGCUCUAACUAAGGACAUAGCAGCUACGAAUAUCCCAACUAUUCCAGAGCUCCCCACCCCCCCUGCUCGCACACCAUCGCCUCAGCCAAGUCCCACCGAAGCAGAGGUGCCGGACACCAUUGUGCAGAUCCCAGAAUCACUCCGUGAGGCAAACACGUCCUCCUGGGCAGCGCGGAACCCAACACGAGCAAUUAUCUGCCCUCGGACACUGCCACCUCGACUAACAGAUGCCCAGAAGGCAUCUCGAAAGAUCAAGAGGGACCAGAAGAUUGAGAGAACGAAGCACUUACAUGACAUGGUCGCUGAAUACUUAAAUGCACAGAAAACAAAGAUCAAAGCACUCUCGCGGGCUCACCACGUUACUCCCAAGCACAUCAAUGAUAUCAUUGGCAGUCAGACGCAUUAUCGAACCUCAUGCAAAAGUCAAUUAUUCAACGCACUUGUUCAUGCCAAGGCGAAAGAGAUGAACGCAGGCUCUCAGUACUCGUUGGCCGAACUUCGUGAGAUGGUUGCGGCUGACCCUGAAACAAAAGGCCUUACCAGGCAAGAAAAGGAAGAUUACAUUGCAGCUCUCGAGGAGCAUCGUCAAAAAAAGGUCGUUAGUGUUCGGGCGAACAAUCUGGCAGCCGCGCAAGACGUUGUAGCCACAAUGGAUAGGAUCGUGAAGGAGCUGGAUGAUCUGCAAGUUCGGACUGGUGUCUAUGGCACACUAUUUGUCGUCUGCGGUCACAUCAACGACACCAUUCAAAGCGCGAUGCACGGCACGGAUAAUUCUGAAGAUUUUUGGGAGGAUGUGUACGAGCAUCCCAUGGCUGACUUUCUUAGGCAAUACGAACAGUGGGCGUGCACCCAGAAUCAAAGUAAGUCCUUUGUCUCUUUACAUAGCUCGUGUACUUAUGCAGCUCCUGUAGACCUCAAUGAACUUGCUGUGACCGGCAAAAAAGAUAUUGUAAUGAAUUACAACAACUAUGAAACAUCUGUCAUCGAAACGUAUGGAGUGCGCCUUGUGGGCUGGCCCCAUAGUGUCAAGUUCACCAGCCCUUCGAACAUCGGGACCGUCGGCGACAUUCGCAAGCUCCAUGAUGCCCUCAAGGCAUGUACGUGCUACUGGACCAUUUUAUCAUCGGCGGAGGUCAAAGCUCAUGCGUCUGAACUCGAUACACGACAUUCAGCUGGGGAAGUUGUUCGGAAACCACGAAAAAAGUGUUUGGAUGCUGGAGUACCUCGGAAGCGUAAAGACGGGUCUAGCGCAGGACGGGCAAAUAAGGAGAAUCAUAGACCAUUGAAGAGAGCAAAGAAGAACCCUGCCCAGCUGCAGGAAGGUCCUAAAAGCGCUGAAUUUGUGGAAUCUUCUGACGAAGAGGAGGGGGAUGAAUAG